Acanthosepion pharaonis is the source of this 1317-nucleotide messenger RNA. NCBI's taxonomy places the organism in Eukaryota, Metazoa, Mollusca, Cephalopoda, Sepiida, Sepiidae. The record is from the annotation of a GenBank genome assembly.
AUGCGCAAGAAUCUAUUUAUAAAUGUCUCUUACCUUCUCUUUCUCUCUUUUUUUCUUUCUUGCACACAAUUUUGCCCUCUGCUUUUCAUUCUAACCUUCUCUUUCAAUCCUUUUAAAACUUUACUAUCACUUCAUUCUCUUUUUUUCUAUAUUUUCCCUCUCUUUUUAUAUUUCUCUCGCCUAUUCUGUCUCUCUUUAACUGUUACUCUCUCUCUCUUUCGAUCGUUCUUAUCCUCCGUGUUUCUCUCCCUCCUUUUCUAUAUUUUUAUCCACACUUUCCCGCUAUUUUUCUUAUCCUCUCUCUGGCGCUCUAUCUUUAUUAUCUUCUCUUUUUGUUUCUUCCUUUCUAUCUUUCUAGCCUUUCCUUCCACCUCGCCUAUUCUUUUUACCAUCUUUUUCUCUCUCCCCUUCCCUAUCAUUUUUACCAUCUCUUUCCUUAUGAAGUUCGAUCUGAACAACUCAUUUUUGUUCCUCUCCAUUUCUAUACUCUCAUUUUUCUCUCUAAUUUUCUUUCUUAUUCUCUCUUUCUCUCCACCCUUUGUUAACUUUCUUACUCUCACUUAUAUAUUUAUUACACCCUCUUUCUCUCUCAAUUUCUUUAUUUCUUACCAUCUCCUACUUACUCUCCUUUUCUAUCUUAGUACAUACUUUUUAUUUUUCUUACCCUCCCUUUCACCCUCUCUUUCUAUAUUUCAUACCUUCGCUUUCUCUCUCUCUUCUCUCUCUCUCUCUCUCUCUCUCUCUCUCUCUCUAUAUAUAUAUAUAUAUAUAUAUAUUUCUUACGCUUUCUCUCCCUUUUCCAUAUUUCUUAUUCUCUCUUUUUACUCUCUUUUUCUUUCUUGCUAUCCUUUUUUAUAUAUUUUCUUUUCUAUCGUUAUUUCACUUUCUUUUUCUGCUUAUAUUUUCUUACCCUCUCUUUCUCUCUGUUUUCUCUGUAUUUCUUACCAUCUCUUUCUCUCGCUCCUUUUCUAUCUAGCUACCCUAUUUUUAUAUCUUUCCUUUUGUGUCUUUCUCACCCUCCCUUCUCUCUCUCACUCUUGUUUUUUUUCUUACGUCUCUUUCUCUCUAUAUAUAUGUAUUACGCUCCCUUUCCUCUCUCUUUUUUCUAUAUUUCUUACCCUCUUUCUCUCUCUCUUUUUCUAUAUUCCUUAUCCUCUUUUUCUCUCACGCCUUUUCUAUAUUUCUUACCCUUUCUUUAUCUCUUUUUCUCUAUUUCUUACACACUCUCUCUCUCUCUCUCGCUUUUUCGAUAUUUCAUAUGUUAUCUCUCUUCUUGUUCUUUAUGCUCAAUGGCUUGAUAUUUGCCGCCGACCCUGA